Molecule: messenger RNA, 20200 nt
Organism: Porites lobata
Lineage: Eukaryota; Metazoa; Cnidaria; Anthozoa; Scleractinia; Poritidae
Source: the annotation of a GenBank genome assembly
GGCUGGUUGUUUCUUGUCCGUUCAAGCACUCUUCUUGACGUGCCUCUUCUGGGGAGCUUGGGUAAGCUGCAUUGCUAGUGCAAAUCAAGGUAUGACUAAAGCCAACUGUUAAUAUAUGCACACACCUUAUACAUUCACCUUCAUUCUUGUUUUGCUACUAGGUGUAAUAUUUUAUAACCUUCGCUGCCUCCCAUUCGAAAAAAAGUUGAAACUCAACAAGGGAGAGGACUACACUUGACUCUGUGCUGAGCAAAAUGAUCGAUUCAGGUCCCAUGAUUUUUGGCUGAAGUUGUGGAUACAGUAUACUACUACUUACAAUGUCAUGCGGUACCCUAAAAGCAAAAACUAUAAGCUAGAGAAAAAGCCAAAGCGGGCUAGAUUACGAUGUAACAGGAACAAAAUUCUUGAAGACGGUUUUGACGGCACUGGACAAGUCUUUUUGAAAUGACUCUUAUGUUUUUAUUUAAAAGUCAUUAUCGUUUAGUUCAAAAUGUUUUACCACAUACCCCUAAAUUUGUUACAACCAUAAGGAAAGAAAAUGGUUGAGAAAUUAAAAUAAAACAACUACAACGAAUAUCUGAAAAGUUCAUAACUCAAGCUAAGGGUUAAUGAGAGAAAAACACAGACCGGCCGUAGCUAUGACAGAAAAAAUUUUGUUAGCACUUUUAUGAAUCAUACUUCUAGUUAUUCAUACAAACCUUUCUCUUUUGAGGACAAACAAUGAUUCAACUGAACCUUUCCCACGUAGCAGAAGAAAAAACCCUAAAAUUCUUACUUGGAAUCAGUAUCAGACAUUCUUUUGGGUCCAGACUGCACUGAGGCCAACUUUAAACGUAAAUUAACAGAUUACCAAACUUUGAACAGAAUCUAUAUCUAGUACAAUUUUAGACGCGUAUUUUUAUGCAUGAUAUUCAACUAGGAAAGGGAAAAAAGUGACAAGAAAAAUGCAGCUGCGUUGUUGAGCUUACGACACAAACGAUCAUGUACGGCAACAUAGAUUAGCCUACAAUUUUUGUGCCCACCCAAGGGGGAUGGGGGAUGUGUUUCUAGAACCACAUCAGUUGGAAAUUAAAAACUGUUUUAAAAAAAAAAAAAACCUUGAAAUUCGGUGUCUAAUUUUAGAAGGGAUAGGAUGAUCGAGAUGGUUUAAGGGCUUCAUAGGUUCUUUCUCUUAUACUGAACUUUAAAUCAAUAAUUAAACGAGUGUGCAACUACAUCAAUUUGACGUUGCCGUGGAGUCGACAAAGCUUGCCCUUUGAAAUGCAACAAUUUUCUCACUGCAUAAAAGCUUAUAAACUAAAAGAAGACUGAAAUUAAGCGACAACAGUUUGACGGUUGUCAUGACGUAUUUUAUUUAAAUUCCUAGUUAGUGAUCCUUCAAGAAACUUAUUAAUUAGUUAUAUCGUUUCGUUAUUUACUUCGGUCGGUGGGAAAGCUCCUGUAGGUUUUCUAACUGCUUCGACAUAGCAGACUAUUAUUUCUGGCGAAAUUUUUAGGGGAAAAUCCCUUUUGUCAUUGAAAAACUCGCUUGGGUAGGUAAAAGUCUGAAAGUAGAAAAAAAAAAUAACUAAAAGCUUCCAACAUACCUCACAUCAGUUCUCUCUCCGGCGAUCGAUAGCUUCUGAUCAUUUCACAGAUAAUCCAUUUUAGUUCCAAAGUUUUUAAAUUUCAUUGUGGAAUAUUUAGCUGCUUAACAUUCAUGGUAACCUGUUCUUGUUGUUGUUGGUGGUGGUGGUGUUAUGUUUUUGUCCAGCAAGCAAUCUGCAAAGGAUCGGUUAUUCAUUUAUAAACAACCACGGUCGAGGAGCGUGGGAGAAUGAAAGAGUGCAUUGAUGUUUUUUAACGUGUUCUCUGAAUUAACGUGGGUGAAAUUAGUAGUGGAAUACUAAAAAAGGCUAAGUGGUUGAGACGCUCUGCGUUCAGUUAAUCUUACAAGUGUGGUGGGUGAGGGCGACCUUGAAAGCUGCUGGCAGACCCGGAAAGACCUAUUUCUUGCUGCGGUGAAAGACAAUAUUCCAACCAAGCGAUUGAGAGGUCGAAACCCCGUGCCCUGGCUCACAGGUGCCGUUAUCAAUCUUAUCAAGAAAAAGAAAACCGUACGCAGGAAACUAAAAUUGCACCCGUCGGAGUCACUAAAAGUCAAAUUUCAAACUCUGCGUUCACAAGUAAAGCGCGCGAUCAGAGAAAGCAGGGACGAGUUCUUUGAGUCUGCUAACAUCGAGUUCAAGAUCAAUCCCAAACGUCUCUGGCUAGGAUCAACAACUCGCUCAAAGUCGCGCAACAGAUCACAAAGUGUCUCCAUGGCAACUGGUAACCUACGUGCAACCGCUGACACCCCAGAAGAAAUCGCAGACAUUUUAUAUAACUAUUUCACUUCAGUGUUCCCUGUUCUUCAAGAGGACAAAGUAGAUAACGGCGCAGGGAAAUUCCCUGCCGCAGAACCCCCCUUUAGCGAUAUUGUGUUGCACAUCGGCGAAGUUGAGGCUGUCCUAAAAUCACUAGACCCAAACAAAGCCACUGGUCCAGAUGAGAUCCCGGCUAGAAUCCUAAAGGAAACCGCCACCACUAUUGCUCCAUCACUAUGCAAGCUGUUCAACAGGUCUCUGGGGAAAGGCUAGAUACCGUCUGAGUGGAAAUUGGCCAAUGUAGUGCCUGUCUAUAAUAAGGAUGAAAAAGAUCAUGUUGAAAACUAUAGGCCUAUCUCCCUACUUUGCAUUAUUUCUUAAGUCCUCGAGCGUUGUGUCUUGAACCGCAUCAAUGACCGAUUAGAAGAUCUGAUUGCGGACUGUCAGCACGGGUUUCGGAGUGGACGUUCAUGUGUCACAAAUCUACUAGAGACCCUAGAUUACAUCGGUGCUGUUCUUGAUAGAGCUGGUCAAGUAGAUUGUGUGUAUUUAGACACGUCCAAAGCCUUUGUUAAGGUUAGACAUGACCUCCUUAUGGAAAAACUGUGGGGUUCUGGCUUCGGAGGGAACCUGCUCACAUGGUUUCAUGCGUAUCUCUGUGGCAGGCGCCAAUGCGUCAGCGUACUAGGCGCGACAACACGUGACCUACCUGUCACCUCUGUAGUCCCUCAGGGUUCAAUACUCGAACCUGCUCUCUUCUUGUUAUAUGUGAACAACCUUCCAGAUUCUAUCCUCAUAGCAAAGUGGCAAUGUUUGCAGAUGACACUAAAGUAUACAAGGUAGUGAUGUCUGAGGAUGAUGGCGCCGCUCUCCAACAAGAUCUGGAUAAUCUGUCUUCAUGGUCCGCUGCCUCUGGCCUAGCCUUCAAUGAUAAGAAAUGCAAGCUUCAGACCAUUACGAGGAAGCGCAAGCCCAUCUGUACGAGCUACGAGGUUAACGGCAGUACCAUCAAGUCCUGUGACGUAGAGCGUGGCCUUGGCGUCUCCUUGGACUGUGACUUGACUUGGCACGCCAAGUCUCUCACCAAGCUGCACGUGCAAACAAGUUGUUAGGUUUCGUUAGGAGGAACUCUAGGUUUAUUCACAGCACUUCCGUAAGGUGCACAUUAUACCUCGGGCUAGUUCGUGCUCAUCUUGGCUAAGCAACCCAGAUCUGGGCGCCCCAAGGCAUUGAACUAAUUUCUAAACUCGAAAGUAUCCAAAGACGUGCCAAAUAUCAAAUUCAUUUUUUGCUUGCCUUUUUUUAACAAAUAUCUCUGACAAAGAAAGACUAAUGUCUGUAAACCUACUUCCUGUGUGCUACUGGCACGAGUUACUAGAUCUAGUAUACUUUUACAAGGCUACGCAUAAUAUGAUUCACUUAGAUCCGUCUGUUGUUCCCUUCGCGCGCGAAUGCGCGCGAAGGACCCGUAUAUCCGUAACGAGCUCUCAAUCUCUUGUGCCUAAAAAAUGCAGGACUUCUACCUUUCAGAAAUCUUUUUUCAUUAGAACCACUAGAAUCUGGAACCUGCUUAUUACUAGACUUGACCUAGAUAAUGUUACUUUUGAGAACUUAAAUCUGUUCUUUACGGUUAUUACUCGCGGGCUCUAGCAAUAAACUAUGACCCGGACUCUCCAAGGAGCUUCAAAAGUAUUUGCUUGAAAUGUAACACAGCCAGGUUUUUAGACCAAGAAAGUAGCUGCUGCAUGUGAUUUAAAUUGCUACUUUUAUAUCCUAUUAUUUUUUGGGUCCGUAGUAAUUGGCUUUAGCUGUUGCGGUGUCCCUGUCCAAAUAUUUAAGUUAUUAUUAGUGUAUUGUUACGUUCUUAUUACUAGUAUUUGCAUAUCUUCAGUGUCUUUUUUUUUCCUGUAUUCUUCAGGGCAAAGCUAAUAAAAUAAAUAAAAUAAAAUAGACGUUAACAUCGCUUUUUUUUUUUUUUAGAUACCUGUGGCCACAUUCGGUAUUUGAAGUUUUUUGAUCGGGAGUAUGGCCUUUAUAUGUAUCUUCAAGGCCACACCUUUUUAAACCUUUCCAUUGGAGCAGGCAAAUCUUGCGAAACGGAAUGUCUUUACCGGAGAGAGUGCGUGGCAAUCAACAUUGGUCCAGCAAUUAAUGAUAUGAGGGUCUGUGAGUUGUGCAACUCAGAUCACAUACAGCAUCCUAAUGAUUUAAAACGAAGAGAACGUUGGACGUAUAAAGGUACACAGGUAUGGCGAAUUUCACUGGAAUAAAUUAAUGACGGCAAUGGUUGUGAAUUAUCUUGUGGUAAGCGUUUAACUGUUCAUAGCCCAAAAAGUGAAGUUUUAGCUAUGGACGUGAUGAUGACAAUGACGAUCAAAAGAUAGUGAUGACGACCCUUGGGUGUCAGAGACUUUUCAUAUGCGGUUUCCUGUUUCGGUUUACUGUUAUAGUGACCGCUCGUGUCUUUGGUUCUCUCCCGAAGAUUACACUUGUCCGUCUUCCCUCCAGACAGGGGGGGGCCAACCAAAACGGACUUUUACAAAGUCUAGCCAAAGAUCUGUGGAGCGGCGAUGAAGAAGACAUAAAAUAAUGAUGAGAAUGGUAAUAGGGAACAUUGACUACUUGCAGUCUCUCAGGAUGGUCGCGCGCGCGAGAAUGUUACGUGUGAGCGAGCGAGCGAGGCAAACGCACAAGGGGGAAGCCGGAAAAGGAAAAAGCCCCUCUCCAGUUCCCUUCGCGAGGAUCUGAAUGGGGGUACCUAGAUAACACUAAACACUUCAUUUUUUGACUUUGUAACAUUUUAGGCAUUUUAACAUUAACAGUAAAGAUUCUUUGAAACAGUAAUUUUUUCCCAGAUAGAAGCAAAAACGGCUCCUAAAAGGCCAAAAGUAUACCAAGGAGUUUUUGGCCAUUUUGCGACAAUUCCGGAUUAUUGAGAAGAUUUCCGAAGGCUACCGAAGAUUUCUGAAGACUAACGAAGAGGUCCGAUCAUUGCCGAAGAUGUCCGAAGAACCCUGCAAACACUUGACAGUAUUACUUCGGAAACACUAAACAUAAAAAAAUUGGCUAAUUUAACAGCAAACACUCAAAAUUAUGGACGAAUAACACCAAGCAUUGAACCCCAUUCAGACCCUCCUUUUCGACUGGUUCGCUCUCUAAAGCUCUGCCAAGUCUCGAUUCGACAGACUGAAAAGGGAACUGCUCGAAGUCUACAAUAUAAUAUUAAAAUUUCAUGAGUCUAAAUUACGCUUUCAUUUUCACUAGAAUAUUUGUGCCUACAAACCUUGCUUGAACAAUGCAAAGUGUUUCCUUGGAUAUACGGAUAAGGGGUUUCUUUGCGAAUGCCAGUCUGGUUACACGGGAGAACUCUGCGAAACAGGUAAUUAUGUGGCCAGCAAACGCAGACAUAUUCAGUCCUGUUUUCGCUUGACUGCGCCACAAGAAUACUUUUCGGGCAGAAACAAACUGGAAAUACGUCUACGUCUACGUCUCUCAUAGACGGAAUCGUCAGAUAGUAAACUAGAAACUUACCGUGGCCCGUUGCUUCGAGAUCCUUCGAGGUGGUUAGAAAAACCAAAGUGUAUCCUACCCAGAAAUGGAGGACAUAUGAAUGUUGCUUACUAAGAGAUAAUCAACGUUGUCAGGGUUAGAAAACAUCUGUGGGGGGGUCCUGCAGCAACGUUUUAUCCUGGAAAGCUCCGCCCUGAGGUCUAGCUCCUUACCCUUCUAUAUAACAUUUUUUGAGAGAAAAGGUAUCCCUCCCUUACCCAGUACCUUCGAUUGACAAAUGGUACCUCUUUCAAAUACCUAUUUUAGAACUUUGCAUUACUUUUAGCAACUGAAAAUGUACUGUCUUUAAACUGUGAAUAAAUCACAAAAGCAGGAAAUGUUCUCGACUUUUUCACAGACCGAAAUGACACAGAUUUCCCUACCCUCUCGUAUACUUAAACUCGUGAAAUCCUUACCCUUUCAAACUCUUGAAGUCUGGAAAAGGUACCACUUUCGGGUGGAGCUUCCCCUUUUAAGCUAUUGUAGGAGAUACCCCCCGGGAUUUAUGCUUGCUCUUCUCGACAUGAGAGAAACAAUCACUCUUCCUUGAAGCAAUCAGCAUGCUACAAAAUUGAUUAUUUUCUUGAGUUGAAUGUCUAGGUAACGGUGUGCGAGGUUGGUGACUUGUAUUGUUUUCUUUUUUUAUAUUAGACCUGGACGAAUGCGAGGAUAAAACUCAUCAAUGUGACGUAAAUGCGAACUGUACCAACAUUCCUGGCUCAUAUAACUGCACGUGUAGGCCUGGCUACACAGGAAAUGGGAGCAUUUGUAAUGGUAUAAUUAGCUAUACAAGCCUUCACUUCAUCUUUCUGCUAGUAGUUAUGCAUUUGUAAAGGUAAAAAUUUGGGAAGACCUUAGAUAACAAUAACCUCAACCGGGUUGUGGCGUUAAGUGGUUUAAGUGAAAGCAAGAAUUUGGGUGCCGGUGGGGUGCUCAGUCUCGCGGGCUCAUAAAACCUGGUCUCAGUCAUUCUUAUUUAAAGAUUUUCAAAAAUUUUUCGAUUAAUUUUUAUGACGCGCAUUAUAGGGUCGGGGCUUAUAGCUCGCUUUGAUACUCUUUUCCUAGUUAUAUCUACAUUUAAAACUAUGAAGAUGGUCCCUUAAUUGUUACAGCAGUAAGCACUUGAUCUCAACGAUCUUACGGAAGCAGUCUUUGAAUUGCUCUUUGAACUUCAUCUUUUUAAAUUUUCUGGGAUUCCAGUGUAGGAGGUAGGUUUAUGUGUAAUUCUGGCAUUCGUUUUUUCAGAUGUUGAUGAAUGUGGUGACAACUUACAUGACUGCGACGCUAAUGCAAACUGUACAAAUAUCCCGGGAUCCUAUGGCUGUGUUUGCAACCCACCAUAUAAUGGAUAUGGGAAAAAGUGCAUUAAAACACGUGAGUGUAGUAUUAAGCCGAGAAAUAUAAAAUGAUCCGAGUGAAAGCUGGAGGAGAAUGGGGGGUUGAUGGCUUAGGGCUUGUUUACAUGGAAUUGGGGGACCCCAGGUAGGUGAGGAGAUCCGCCUGUCCAUAUAAUCUCUCAUUUUAAUUUGAUGUCAUUUACAUGAUAGGUGGGGUGGUCCCCCACCUCCAUGUAAACCGGUCAUUAGUUGGUACUGCGCCUUGGAUCCUAAUGACGUUUAGAGAAGGCAACAAUUGCUUUAGGCCCUUUAUAGGGUGGAUUUCCACUGUCGCGUAAUUUUUACGUGCGUUCGAGCAGAAAAAUUUAAUUACAUUCGCAAAUAAAAGAGAGGCAAUAUAUGAAGGAUCGCGCGUAAAAGUAAAAGUUGAACCUCGCCCAACUUCACGUUUAAGUGCAACACGGCUUCGUACCUUGUCACUAUUUUAUUUACGCGGGUAAAAUUUACGUGCGUUUACACGAGCGCGAAAAUUACGCGUCCACCCUUCAUGCAGGUGCGAAAAGAAAGGCCUGAAAAAAAAUCCGGGUUUGAAUCGGAUUCAAACUCUUGACCUAUGCGAUACCGGUGCAGCGCUCUAACCAAUCGAGCAAGCAAGCCAUCUGGGAGCUGGUCAUUAUAAAAAUGGGUCAUUCCCUGGGUUCAAACCUUUCACAAAAAUAGGUCAUCUCCGAAUUAUCACUUUCAAAAUGAGGCUGAGUGCAAAAUCUUUCUUGUGAAAAUGACUUUUAUUUGCAUGAGAAUAAAAAAACAUUUUCAUAUCGCACUUAGGCUCGCUUGGAAAUAGAGGCUUAGAGCAACUGUUGAUUCGUAAUAUACCCGGGAAAGAUUACGGGCUUUCUACCUGUAGAGCAGUUUUGGAUUAGUGACUGCAUAUAUGCAAAAGAGGUGGGGAACCUAAACGCUGAGCUCAAGUUCACUUGGAGGAUUCAUGAAGGCAAAUGAACCGCAGUAUUUAGUAAGAAUUGUAGCAAGCAUGGCAUGAUAAUAAAUUUAACUGUUUUCAUAUACAAUCCUCUCUAUUGGCGAGUAACUGCGGACGUCGUUUUCGUCGCCCUUUUCUCAUCAAAUCGUCAGCUUUUCAACGAAGUCGUCGCAUAUUAAUAGUUGUUCUGCAUGGUAACGCUACUGGUCCUACUGGGGAGCUCGAGCAACCACCAUGACGGCGAAGGUAACAUGAAAAUAAAAAGAAACUUGCAACAGGUUUGAGUGAUAAACAGAAAAAAAAGCCUGAACGUGCAGCGCACUUUUUGGCAAAUUUCCUUGCCAUUGUCGCACGAGUGACGUUCUCAAACUUUAUCGAAAUGGUAAUGCGAUCGUAGCUUUAGCUCCCGCCCAGACGUAUGCGGAUAUUUUUUAAUCCACAAAUUUUUCUUUGCAGAUUCAAAAAUUACCACGUCCAAACGUAUCCGUAUUCAAAUCGAAUUUGCCCGUCCACACGACACCGGAUUCACUCUCAGUUUGUCAGCUAAUUUGUAAUAAAGCGAUCUUCGGCUCAAGCGAAAAUUUUAUCGCCAGUCUGUUUCACUGAUAAAAUUGUCCCAUCAAGCACUAUAUUUCGCUCGUUUGACUUGUUUACGGCGUCCAAUCCGUCCGUCCCACAUGGAAAGAAGCUUCAAAAUGUCAAACCGCCGUUUGCCAUAAUUGAAGUGUACAGUAAUCAUAGCUACAUUGAGAGACAAACGUGUUGAGACACGUCUAUAAAAUGCCCCCCUUUUGAACAGUGGACAUACCUAUCCCCUUCCCCUGAGUACUCCCACCCCCUUCCCCCAAAACCAGUGUUAUGUUUUAGACCCUGAAGUCUUUCUUUAUCUACAAACAACAUUGAUUCGGGGGUGGGGUGGGGGAUUUAUGGCGUUUAAAUAGAAUGAAAUAAUAAAUGUAUGAAAAUGUUGAUAAAAGCACUCGUUUUAGACAAGUGUGUCAACUACUUUUGUCCCUGAUUGUAGGUUUACCUGCAAAAACGUUAUAAGACUUGAAACUGAAGUGCAAGAAGUAAAGAAGCGAUAAUAUUGCGCUGGGCACCGUCUUGAAUAUUCACGGUAAAGAACUGGGCAAAACGUUACAGUGUAAGGAAAUAUCCGGAUUUUGCGCCCACAAAAGUGGCUCUUGGCGCCCACUCAAAGAGUCUGAAAUGUCUCCUGAGCGUCCACAUGAUUCCGGAUUUAUAACUUAUUCAAAAAUUUCCUCUUUGGAGAGCAGAUUUAGAAAGUUGCCGAUUCGGAUUCACCGGAUACGUGUGAACGGAAGCCGGAUCCGCAAAGAAAAAGUUGCGGAUUCAAAAAUAUUCGGAUACGUGUGGACGGGGGCUUAAUCUCUAAGAUUGUCGUUUCAUAAAGCGAUUUCGCGACUUCGCCCAUAGAGAGUCUCAUAUACCUUUAGCACGACUAUCCGUGCACAGCUACGGUGAGUGCCAUAAUUUGCUUGAUUGAUGCGCUUUUCCGCGUGCGAUCAUACCAAAGACAUGAACCAAAGAUUUCUUUUCUAAGGUGGUUUUAAUGCAUCAACUAUUCUUGGCAACGACAGUAGGUACUUGGAGAAUUUGACGUUGUUUUUGGAGCCCGUGAUCAAUAGUUCAGUCCGUAGUAGGUUUGUGAGGUGUUGGCACGCUAAAGAGGACGGCUGGGCGGCGACUACGUUCCACGGCAACUGUGAUGACAAGGGACCCACUGUAACUAUCAUUCAAGUCGGCAGUUUUAUAUUUGGUGGAUACAGUGAUGUAACCUGGAAAAGCCCCGUACCGGGUGAGUACAUGUACUAGGAGAAUCAGGAAUUGUUUAUUUUGCUUGCUAACAAUGAAGAACGAUAAAGUAGUACAGCGGCUUUUGGCUUGAUGUUUUUCUGUUUACGUACAAUCAAGGCGAGAAAGUAAUUCCUCAGCAAUCAGAGUUGGCCAUUUUCAUGAUGACAUCACUCGAAAUGAACUACCAGAAGUUUGUUUUUCUCUAAUUCACUAUUUAAAUUAAAUUAUCCCGGUCAGGUUUAAAUCUUAUAAGAAUCGAUUUUGAAAUACAUUUUAAAACAAAAGUCAAUGAUAAAAAAGAAGCUUGUCUUCAUGUCAUCAUUAUCAAAGAUAAUAUAUCAGUCAGGGCCACAACCAGAUCUGGAUAUAUGAUGACGUCACCCACAUUUGCAAAAUGGCGCCCACGCCGAGAAACACGAGGGAAGGUCACUUCCUGGCUCUUUGCUGCGCCUAGAAGUGUCCUUUCCCCAUACUACUUUGAGAGCUGUGACUUUAGACAAUGCGAAAUCAGGGGUGUGAAGAAAAAAUGCCGUCCGAUGAACGUUUUUGCGUUCUUGGGAGGUAAAACGACCGAACACGAGAGUUUUUCAGCUCAAAGAAAUGCCCGACAAGGAGCAAAACAUCGAAAAAGAGAAGGUGAGUGUCAUUUUUUGGACCUUUGAAAAAAUUUUUUUGAAAUCUACAUAAAAUUUGCUUGUUGAUAGUGGUCUGUUUGGUGUAGUGCAAAGCAGUUUCACAUAGUGCGGUGCUUUUAAAGAUGCAAAAGUCAGUUGCGCAGUUAACGUGCGGGUUUUUGUAACGCCAUGUUUAUUUUACGUUACUUUGCAGUCGGAUGGAAAAUCACCUUGGUUUUUUGCAAAGAAGAUGCCGUUUGUGUGGGAAAACGUUCUCUAAAGUCAAAACUGUCCAGAACUGCGACAAAACAGCGUUUCGAAGGGAACUUUUGAACUUCUUAGGCGUAGAUAUUGGGCUGAACCCCAGAGAAAUCCAUCCACAGAAAGUGUGUUCGGCUUGUAGGAGAGUCGUUUAUCAUUUAAAUUCGGGUAACUUGGACCCCGAAAUCUCUGAAGGGAGAAAGCAAGGAAUAAAACUGUUUGUGUGGAAGGAACACUAGUAGUAUACUAGGGUCAAACUUAACCCCGUUGGUGCCUUCCCUUGCCUUCCGUAUGCCUUCCCUUAAUUGAUAUGCAUAAGCCUAUGACGUCACCUCGGAAAGAAGUGUCUUCCUGCAUACUAAUUUGGAUUAGGUUUACUAAUGAGCGUCACUCUACUACAAUAGGAACAAUAGGCUUGCCUAGACUUGCCCGGGCUCUUUUAACCCUGAUUGGAUAGUAAACAAUCUAUUAUGUGUUCAACAUAAAAGCGUGCUUUCCCUUCAGUAUUUCAUUAUUGUCACAAACUCCAGUAAAUAAUAUUUUUGAGCGGAUAGCUUCCAAACAUACUAGUCAAUGGUCCGAAAACAGUACUCGACUUAAAACUAUUCACUGUGACCAAAGAUAAAUAUUUUUAAUCUACAAAACCAUUGAUUCUGUUUUGUCAAUAUAAUUCAACCUUCAAACGUUUCUAGACUGUGGUAUCGAGCGUUAACCAUUAACAGGUUGGCCUUUUUCCUUUUAGACCUGUAUCAUACGAAACAAAAGGAACGCAAGCGAACUGUAUUUUAUUAUUCAUCGCAAACAUGAACGCUUGUCGCAUAAAUUAUCCACGGGAAUCAACUCAAUUAUAUAUAAACAAUAGCGUGAAUGCGCUUGGGUGAACAUCUUUCGUUUCUUGAACAAAUGCUUAGACACUUGGUUCGUCUUCGUGUAUAUAAAUCCACUUUCUUUUGCCGUUGGAAUAAUGUUUUAUUUUGACGGGCCAGUAAUUUUCAGAUGCAAACAUGACUGUGGGGGUAUAAGGGUUAACAGCAUUUCGAGUGCUCGUGUACAUCUCGCAAAGGCCAAACCCUUCUGGAAUAGCUUUGAGAUAGGGCGCUCCAUGUAAAUAAUUCUGCAAGGCGGGCCAGGUCAUCCCACACCAAUCCAGAUCAAACGGUUUCGGUUUACGCGUAGAUGAUUUAGCUUCAGCAUAUUUCGGGGGCACAACAAGAUCCUUUGGGGGGAUCGAUUCCACCUCUCCCUCUGGUUUUAAGGUUUUGUUGAUACUUGGGUAAACUCGGCAAGAGCCAAAGAUGUCGCUCAACACCUGCUUAUUUGCCGCCGUGUCCGGUUUAUUAUCUACAAAGAUGUAACCGUAAGGCCUCUCUGUUUCAUGAUAAUAAGCUGUCAUGAAUCGUUGGCGAUUCUUAUCAAACAUACGCUCAGCAACAAUUCCGAUUUGUUUCCGAUCGCUAGGACUUCGGAAAAGAGCCAUGUACUGUGCAUUCCGACUGAUAUCAGUGUUAAAUUUUCCCUUGGGGAACAUAUUCUGAAGGAGCAGUAUGACGCUGGCAUUUCUAUGGCGACCUUGGGUAAACAACCGAGAAACGAUGGGGCUUUCGAUCGCUUCUGCCAUUAGAUCAUCAAAGAUGAUAACGUUGUUGUAUUUUGGGUCAAUUUCUCGCAGAUCUUCUUGAAAUGUGGGAAGGCCACGAAAAAAUUUAAUGUCCUUUCCGAUCGCUGAUUUCAAAGCUUCGUAUCUAUCUUGCCACUGACUGUAAUACCAUAAAAUGCGAGGGGGCUUGUUGGUUUCGUAGACAAUACGAUCUCUCGUUAGAAUCUGUUCUACGAAAACUGUUUUCCCUGAUUGACUUGGUCCAACCACAAGGAGUGAGAACUUAUGGCGAAACAUAAAAUCGGGAUAAGGCUCGGUUGCCAAAGAAACAUCAUGGGAAAGCUUUCCUUCUUCGCAGUAGAAGACGUUUUCGGCGUUUCGUUUACUGGUCUUCUUCUUUUUCUUGGUUCACAUAUUUUUCUCGUGGAACUAGAUGAAAAACGAGGUAAGUCGACGCUUGUAGAAAUAUAUUCUCUUUUUGAUUCCCAAGAAACCUUAGCCUCUUUUAAGAGUCGUGUUCGUCUUAGCCAGGUUAAGUCAUGGACACUUUCAAGAUGAGAACUCAAGUUGGACACACCAGGUUUGCCACAUAGCGGACAAAUUCGAGGAAACGUUCGAGGCAUGACUGCUUAUGAAAAAUGACUCACAGUUAACAGAAUCAUUUAAUAUAUAGUUAUUUUACAAUGGUGGGGAGUACUUACGAGAAUUCAGGGGUACAGGAGGGGUACAGGAAGGGUACAGGAAGGGUACAGUAGGGGUACAGGAAGGGUACAGUAGGGGUACAGGAAGGGUACAGGAGGUUUACAGGAAGGGUACAGUAGGGGUACAGGAAGGGUACAGGAGGGGUACACUAGGGGUACAGGAAGGGUACAGUAGGGGUACAGGAAGGGUACAGGAGGGGUACAGUAGGGGUACAGGAAGGGUACAGUAGGGGUACAGAAGGGGUACAGUAGGGGUACAGGAGGGGUACAGGAGGGGUACAGUAGGGGUACAAUGAAAGUUCAUAGAGUUCCGUUGUGCUUUGCAGCCGUGCCUCCAUCGAUAGCUAUAAAAGAAGUAAGCCGCUGUUUCUGAUUCAGUCAGUUCUUAAACCUCGUGCAGUUCGGAUCACAAUGUUCAGCAAUUAUAAUCAUUUCGUUCAAAAAGGAUAUGGAAAUUUUGAAGAUGAUGACGACCAUAUUGAAAGCUCACAAGAAAGCGAACAAUCAUCUCAAAGUUCUCAAUCUAGCAAAGAAAUGGACUCUUCCGGAGAGGAGGAGGAGGAGCAUGUAGAUCCUUGGUCACGCAUUCAAAAUGAAGUUUGUAAUCGCCACGAAGCCCACCUCGAAGCUCUGAUCAACGAGUAUGAACAAAACGGAGACUCGCCUGAAGUGGCCCGCAUUAAAGCUGAAAAUGCUUUGCUUCCAGUAUAUAGAAAGGAAUUGAGAAAAGUGUUGUGUUUACAGUGGAUGCAUGCAAUGAAGAAAGAUCCGACAUUCCGAAAAGUGAUGGAAACCCGCCAAGAUCUCAAAGACACAGAAGGAUAUGACUGGCUGGAAUCGACAGAACUUGCCAUCGAUAAGCGGAAAUUCUUACUCAAUCGAUUGUUUGUCAAACAAACUGUUCCCGAAGACUAAGCCGGAACUCUGUCUAUUCAUCUAUUGUUGUAACACGUUGAUGGUUUUGUUAUCAAUAAAUGUAUUUUUAACCGAAACAAAGGUGUAGUCUGGUUGUAGCACGCGCGUAUUAAUCCCACCAUUGUUUAUAUAUGAUUGAGUUGAUUCCCGUGGAUAAUUUAUGCGACAAGCGUUCAUGUUGGCUCAGUGUAUAUUAAAUUAGUUUGCGAUGAAUAAUAAAAUACAGUUCGCUUGCGUUCCUUUUGUUUCGUAUGAUACAGGUCUAAAAGGAAAAAGGCCAACCUGUUAAUGGUUAACGCUCGAUACCACAGUCUAGAAACGUUUGAAGGUUGAAUUAUAUUGACAAAACAGAAUCAAUGGUUUUGUAGAUUAAAAAUGUUUAUCUUUGGUCGCAGUGAAUAGUUUUAAGUCGAGUACUGUUUUCGGACCAUUGACUAGUAUGUUUGGAAGCUAUCCGCUCAAAAAUAUUAUUUACUGGAGUUUGUGACAAUAAUGAAAUACUGAAGGGAAAGCACGCUUUUAUGUUGAACACAUAAUAGAUUGUUUACUAUCCAAUCAGGGUUAAAAGAGCCCGGGCAAGUCUAGGCAAGCCUAUUGUUCCUAUUGUAGUAGAGUGACGCUCAUUAGUAAACCUAAUCCAAAUUAGUAUGCAGGAAGACACUUCUUUCCGAGGUGACGUCAUAGGCUUAUGCAUAUCAAUUAAGGGAAGGCAUACAGAAGGCAAGGGAAGGCACCAACGGGGUUAAGUUUGACCCUAGUAUACUACUAACACUCCUCAAACUGCUAUUGCCUGCAGAACCUCAAUAUUUAAAAGGGUUUCAAACAUGGUGAAAACUCUCAGAUCAGUUGCAGAAUCAUGCGAAGGUCUUGAUGACAUGGUGAUACGAGUAAGAUAACUGCUUCUUCAAGUUUAAACAAUAGAAAAUUACAUUGGAAACUCUACUUGUAAAUGACUGCCUCGUCACGAGUUCAGAAAAGUGAAAACAACAAGAAUAGCCCCAAGCUAGCCCACAUUGUAGGAGGCAAUACGAUAGCGUUGAAUACAAAAAUCUUGACUGAAAUGAUGAUGGUUGAUUAAUCACUGUCAUGAGACAGUAUGCAACAGUGCAAACCAGUUUCCCACUUAUAUAAUUUUCGAUUACUGAAUUAAAGUGUCAAUGCUGACAAUAUAAUAACGGUGUAUGACAUUUGCAGACUGCAGACUGCAGACUGCAUGAGGCAGCAAGACUAUAAAUUGAAUGAAACCAAAAGUAUCGUAAUAAAGGUGGCAUCAUCAUCAAAAUUACCUUGUUCCGAGAAGUACAUGUAAGGCCUAGAAGCGAAGUUUAUAUUUUUCAUGCAAAUUACACCGACCUCAUUCCUAAAGGAGUUGUUGGCUGUUCUUCUUGUAUUGGAUUAGAGCAGAAUAAUGUCUGCCGAUGUCACAAACUCGCUCAUGAAUCCAUAGCAAAAGGCUAGCAAUUUAGCCUGCAACACAGACGAAACUAAACUCUGGUUAUAUAAGUCUGUCUGUGAAACAGCGCCGGAAUCCUUAUUCUACGGGGGCCCCACCUGUGUACUAGGAUUUGAGUAUGAGCAAUGAUUGGCCUGUUAAAAAAGCCAUUGUCGAUUUGCCUAUUUAGAAAUUCAAAAUGCACUUCCGGUAAUUCGUCGAGUCCAGGUAGGAUCUGUUCGGUUUAGAUUAUUUAGCACAUCCUUAAAAACUGCUAAGAUGAAAUACGUCAUUUAAAAGGUGUUAAAUGUCCGUGAUAUAUCCUAGUUGUUUUCGUUGACGUAACUGUAGUGAGCACGAAGUGCUUGCAACCUAAAAACUUUUUUUUACAGAAGACUACUAUUUAGACAGGCAUUAGUGGGCAUUGCUACUUGUUAUUAUCAAUUCACAAUAAUCAAAGAAGAAUAAAGAAUCCACGCAAUUAGUGAUAUGCCGGAUGAGUCAAUAAAGAGUCGCGUCGGUGAAGAAUAGCCAACAGCAUCUUGGAAAUGAGACCAAUGUAACUUUGCGCAAAAAUAUCAACCUUGUUCCCAGGCUACCUUCUCACUUUCACACGAUGUUAUAUUUUUGAUGGUGUCACCUUUAUUAGGAAGAUUUUUGGUGUCUUUACAAUUUUACAAUUUGCAAUCUGUGGUCUGCAGUCUGUGGUCUGCAGUCUGCAGUCUGCAGUCUGCGGUCUGCAGCCUGCAGUCUGCGGUCUGCAGUCUGCAGUCUGCAGUCUGCAGUCUGCGUUCUGCAGUCUGCAAAUGUCAUACACCGCUGUAUUUUCGAUUGCUUAUAUAAUUUUUUAAUUUAUUAUUUAUUUGUUACUUUUAUACUUUGCCUUAGGUUAUGACAUGCAAGGUGGAAAAUGUGAAGAAUGGCUGAAAAUACACUUUAAACAGGACACCAAAUGAUCGAUCUUACAAAGCUGUUCCAUAUUUCAUAAUUACAGUCAAACCCCAUUGAUAUGGACACUGAAGGGGCCAUAGGAAGUGUCUAUAUAACGGAGGUGUCCAUAUCAAGCAAGUCCUGUUAGUCAAAAAUACACUUUUUUUAUCGAAAUACUACAGCAUCACACCUAACAUCUUGAAACAUCACUAAGCUCUUAUUCUGCAGACUGUGUCCAUGAAAACACACGGAAGUCUCGAGAAAAUAGAUCAAAAAUUAAGUAAAAUUUACCAACUCGAUUGAUGUCAAAAUGGUCUAUUAUUGUUGUGCACAAUUCAUUCAUUUUGGUGUACUAUGAUGCUGGGAACAUGUGACGUCAACUAAAUGAAAGGUUUUUUUACCCUACAAAAAAAGAGGUUGACUACAGCACACAAUGGAAUAUAAAGUCUGCAGAUUAGCGAGGUUGGCUUUAUAUGAUGAGAAUCUGUUCAUUGAGGAAGAAAAAAACGUCCAUUAUCCCCUUUAACAGGUCAGUCUGUAUUAAGUGGGUUGAAUAAAGAGAAAAAUUAAGGGUUUUCCCCAGUGACCAAGGAAACUUCCCAUAAUAACAGGGAGUCCGCAUUAAGCUGGUGUCCGUAAAGAGGGGUUUGACUGUAUGAUACAGGACAAACAUAAUCUAAUAAUAAUAGAGGCUUAGUGCCCACUAAGUUUUUCAGUGUGUAUGUAUUCCACCUACAGUGACAGGAUAUUACUAUAAUGACAUAGUUUUUACACUAAAUCAACAAAACUCAGAAACCCAGGCAUUGUUUGGGAUACAAGACAGCCUUUAUUAAUCACAACAAAACACAAUACAUGGUAAAUAACUAAAAGGUAAUAUUAAGUAUAAAAAUAAAGUGCUCCAACAAAUAAGAAAGACCAAACUAAAAAAUCAAAUAAUAAAAGUGAUCACACUGUCCAUGAAUAGAACAAAAUAAAACCCUACAGGGAGGGAGGGAGGGAGGGAAAUGAUUGCUAGUGCAAUAAAAGUGAACGUUGCUACUGCAAUACCAAGUGAAAAUGUGACUAAACUAGAAUUGUAUCCGUCUGUAACCCAUAUUACAGUCGUGGUAUUUUUAUCUACCGUAAAACUACUAUAUCCUAGGUAGUAGGCACAUGGUAUUAUGAAAUCUCUCAUGCCACAAAACUACUGUGAUGCUGUACUAGCCCUGCAUCCCAAUGUGACACCUUCCUUUGAGAUUUGGAACCGCAUCAGUCGUCUCAACUGAUGCACCCCCUUAAUAACAAUAAUUUAAAGGAACAAAUUUUUUAAAAAAAAUAUAGAGAUACAAAUAUAUAUAAUAUUUUCUUGUCUUGUGAAAAACCAUUCUAUUAAAUUUUUUGACACAACAACAAUAGUAAAGUCUGCACAUCUAUUUCAUUUGUCAGCUGUUUUUCAAAAUAAAAUUGUCCAAUUAUGUUUACGUCCUCUCAGUGACUAUUUAACAGCUAUUAGAACACGAAUACGUCCACUUGCAUUAUUUUCAUCCGCAAUGGGGUUUUGCAAUUUGCAAUAAGCAACACGUAGACAGAAGUUCGUUAAUAACUGCUUACGACUCUUCGCGAGUGCAAUUUCUACAAAUUUUAUUUCUUUCUUUGACCUUCGCAUAUUUCCAACAUGUGUGACGAUUCAAUAUACUGGAAAUUUAUAUACAGCAAGAAUAAUUAGCAUUAAGAUUAUCAUUCGAAAUUAGAUUUUAGCGCGUAUGGUAUUGCGCCCGAAGUAGAAUAGAACAGACUUCUCCAGGUCGAAGCUGUGCUCGCAGAAAUAAUUCCAAACAGGACUUCUCAAAACCUUUCCGCUAAAAAUGUAUCGCGGUAUUCAAAUUCCCUAUUCUUCCAAUUCGAUCGGAGUCGUCGAGUUGUUUCUGGUCUCUUGAAACAUUAUCAGAAAUCCACGGGUGUUCACAGAAAGCGUUCUCGAUCAUUAACAUCUCGAUAUUCGUAAAUCGAACGCUAUGACGCAUAAAAUAAUCUCGAUUAAUCGGCUCCGUAUUGCUGUUACUUUUCUUCAAGGUGCAUUCCAAGUUUCCCUGUUCGACAUUUCUGUCGAGCUUAGUCCUUUCGCGGUCAAGUCAAUGUUUUGGUUGAGCUCUGAGCCAAUCAGAUUGCAGGAAAUUACAUAUCCAGAUCUGGUUGUGGCUCGGGCUGUAUAUUCUUCCACGAAUCAUGUUAAUUUCAUAUCUUUUGAUAAUGAUGACAUGAAACCAUCGAAACGUCAAUUUAUUUUUUUAUCGUUGAUUUCAGGUUUAAAUCACAACAUCAAUAAACAAAAUCUUGCAAAAUUUGGUUUCGUUCUCUCCUUACCAAAACCCGUUAAGGGGCCACUCCAAAGGAGAGGACGCCUCUGGUGCCAGCCUUAUUUUACUGAAUAAUCUUUAAAGUUCUCUAACUAUGUACUGCGGAUUCUUUUUAAUAAAGAAAAGUGUCGCUUAAGAACUACCCCCCCCCGGGUCACGGUAGUCACAAGGAUAAAAAGGAAAAAUUUUCCAUCGUAAAAAGCUAAUGUUGUAGUCGCAUCCAUUAACAUUCAUGACCAAAAUUACCUUUUUAAAGGUAAUUUUUAGCUUUUAAAAAAGCUAAGUGAAACACGGAAUCAAGUGGUUCAGCCAUGCGGAGGUUGAAAAAAAAAUGUAUUAGAUGCAUGGGUGAUACCGUCUGUCAUUUGUAUUUUAUGGACUUCAAGUAGGUUUCAGGCUCUGUCAUAAUUCGAUAGAUCUGAAUUCAGUUACGAUUCUAGUUUGCAUAAAUCUCUUUUCAGGACAAAAACCCUGCUCUUUUCUACUAACACUGAGGGAUUCCAGUUUAGGGAGAGCUCCCUUUCUGCUCAUCAUAGAAGUUUGUUACUCUGCUAAAACUGCCUAAUUUUCUAGAAUAAUUUUCUCCUCCCUCACCAAUUUCAAAGUCAAUACAGUGUCAUUACUGUACUUAUCAAGACAACAAAUGGAUGUGUGGCUCAACACUUUUUUAGGAACAUUGAAAAAUUUAUACAAAUACAGCAAAUUUUUAAAUAUCAGUGCAGUAAUGCAUGGGUUGUCUAGAAAUGUUUGUAUGUCAAGCCGGACUUGCACUCACUAUUUUAAACUGAAGUCCGGAUCAUUGAAUAUUCCUAGAAGUUAAUUUUUUAUGAGCGCCUUUAGUAAGGUCAGUAAGAAUUGUAAAAUGUCGUCAUUAUCUCCCAGGUGGUUGUCGGUAUGGAAAUUCAAGUAAAGCCUUUAUCUACUCCUUGACCAAUAACAACGGUUCUGGACACGCUGUGUACAAUCCUGUUAAGCUGCGAGUCAAGCCUGAUAGUUACCAUCAAGCUGUAAGAAGGUGUGAUUCAGAUGGACCAAUAUUUGGCUGGAAAGAUAUUCGCAUAUCAAACAACUCUGCUAGUAACCAGAAUUCUUCUACUUAUUGUGGCAAGAAAUACCCUCUCCCACCAGGGUAUUGUUCAUCUGCUCGAAAGUGUACAUUCUAUGUUGGAAACUCCACAUUCACGCCAACAGAUAUCGAAGUAUUCUAUGAAACAACCACAUAAAGAACUGUAUCCUGAGCUUUUGACUUUGUGCUUUUCGUUGUUGUUGUUUGUUUGUUUAUGACGAUUUGACUUUAAUGUAACGCAAUCUGAAGUCCUCCGCAUCCUUCGAUCCAGUUUUCCCUCUUCUUUACUUCCCAUCAUCCCUUGCGCCCUUAUCCGU